AUGCCGGUGCUUGCUCACCUUUUUCCUCCCACCAGGACGGACAAAGAAAAAUCACCUCCUUCACCACGACGAAAAAGGAGUGCAGCCGAUCUUCGUCGUUUCGUUACAACUUUUCUGCCCAACAUGGGCUCUAACAACCAAGUCAAUCACAAUCCUCAUCCAUCCUUGAACCUACUUGUUCUACUUCCAUCGGCUGCGCAUCUACAUCAAUUACCAGGACCUCCCCCUCGGCCUUCGCCCAUCUCCCGAAAAUCAAGCUCUGCCGUUAGCUCUCUUCAAAGCAUUCCUGCUGGACAACCGACUUCUGGAUUAGCAAGCGGAAGAACGAAUCAGGGUGAAAAUGGUCCAAGUCAAGCUAGUUUAACGAAUAGAAGAUUGAGCCUUGCAACUGGGAUUGGCAUAGGUGCAGGUCCAAUAAAUUAUACACCGACAGGCAACGAUGCAGAUUCCAUUUCACCCACUUCCACUCCUGCUCCUCCAACCCCAAACGGCGAGACAGCAUCGUCGGAGAGAACAUCAUCCAGUAUUCCUGCUUUUGGCUCGAAAUCAGUGUCGUCAACAACACCUUAUUCACCGCCAAUAUCGGGUGUACCUGCAUUUGGUACCAGGCGAUCCACAGGUACCGGUUCUAGGAUAUCCAGGAGACGACCUCAGACUGCGACUUCAGGAAUAGAAUCCAGUAUCGCACCCGCUUUGAUGGGUAUGGGUAUGGGUGGAGGUAGAUCAAGUUUGGCUGUCCCGGGCGGUAUGGCUCAUUCCUCAAGGACAAGACCAGGCUGGGAGGCGGAUGAAGUUGUUGGAACUUUAAGAGGAUGUGGAAUGGAAGUCACUGUCAUUAGACACGCUUCUCAUCUUCCAGCUCUAUUGGAUCCAUCAUCCACAUCCACAUUCGCAGCGCCAUCCAUAGCUCGAUCAUCCGAUCCUCAUGAACCUCUCACGCAAGUGAUCCUCGUUCCACUGAGCGACUCGCCAGCGUUCCCCUCGCUUUCGCUGCUUCUCCAACAAGGCACGACACCCACAGCCGUCUGUUUCCAACAAGAUUUGUUAGACAGAGCGAAACGAUCAGAAGACGAAUGGCUGCCUGGAGCUUUGGACCAGAUUCGAUCGAUAUCUCGAAUGCGGGAGACUGUCAGCAGACAUUCAAACUCAGCUAAUUCCAGUGCGACAAGUUUGAAUAUGCCUGCGGGAGGCACACCGGUGAUUAUCGCAUACUCUGCCAAUCCGUCCAUCACGCAAGUGGCCAUCAACGCUUGUAUCAGUGCGGGAGCUACGGGAGUCCUAAAACCACCUUAUGAGUUUGAUAUCGCUGAUUUGGUGAUGAAGAUGGUCACUGCUCAUCGAGAAGGAAGAUCUUUAUCCACGGUAAUAUCGCCUGGAGACGGCAGAGUUGCAUCCCCUCUUUCUCGAUCACCUGCGGGAACACCAUCAAGCGAAGAGACAACAGUGGUGCUUCCUCCCACGGCUUUGGACAUGGGAGCAGAACAUGAGGGUGAAAGAGUACUAGGUGCAGCUGUAUCAGGUGGACCUACUGCGCAUCGUAAAUCUUCAAGUGGAAGUUGGAACUCCGAGACAAAUCAUAGAUCUUCAGUCUCAGGUCUAGCUCGAAAACCCUCUGUUCAGAAUGCCAAUAAAGGUUCAAGUCGACUUUCACCUCUAUUAAACGAACCAUCUUCUUCUGCAAGUCUCGGUAAAUUCACUUUUCAACCUCUCCCAUCGGACUUCUCUUUACCUAAACCUUCCCAUUUCACUUUCUACAACACCGACUUCAAUCUCAGAAGAAGGAGUGUGGACAUUGGUGGACUAUCAUUAGCUCUGAAAAGAGCUUCGUUAGCGUAUGAAGAAUCAUCGAAUCAACCUAUCGGCACUACCCUGUCACAGAUCAAAGAAGGUUAUUCUUUCCCUCCUACCACUCCAACCAAGAAAUCAUCAGGUACUUCAAAAUCAGCAUUGACGGGUGCAGAUGAAGAAGGUGAAGGAACGGAAUUAGCAGAAUUACUCAGUGCAAUGUUCUGUCAUUCAAUGACAACGAUCGAAGUUCAAAUGGGUGAUUAUGAGGCCCUCUCGGCACCGCUAACUCAGGAACAUCGAGAAAAAUUGAUACAUGAUCUCUCAACGUGGAACUUCAAGCCGCAUAACUUACCAGAAGGCGAUUUGUAUAGAGUCGCAUGUCUGAUGUUUGAAUGUAUAUUGAGCUCGGAAGGAUUGAAGGAAUUACAAAUUGAGAGGGACCAAAUCAACCGUUUGCUUUUCGCUAUUCGAGCAAUCUAUCACCGACCGAAUCCUUAUCACAACUAUGUUCACGCCAUAGACGUACUUCAAGCGACAUACAUGUUCCUUGUUCAAAUCGGUGUUGCACCUCCUUUCUCUUACAUGCGAGAUUGGACCCCUCAGAAGCCUGCAUGGCAAAGAUCCGAUCAAUCUGAUAGAGAAAUCAGUGUUGGAACUAGAAGAGCAAGAGAAGUGAUGAGACCUCAAGAUGUUCUCGGUGUCUUGGUAGCCGCUAUGGGUCAUGAUGUUGGACAUCCUGGUUUGAGUAAUGCUUUCAUGAAAAACGCCAACGUACCUUUAUCCCAAGUUUACGAGGAUAAAUCCGUGCUGGAAAACAUGCACUGCAUGCUUAUUGUCCAAUUAUUGCGAAAACACGGCUUUGGGUUCCUCAUUGAAGGCUCAAAACCUCAAUCAUCUCAUCAUCUCGAUCAAAAAGGAUUCCGAAGGGUGUUGUAUUCUUCAGUUUUGGCAACUGAUAUGAGUCUACAUUUCGCCUGGAUUCAACGUCUCAAAGAUUUCGAUGAAACUCUGAGAGAAGGUGAAGUUGGUGAGGAUGAAUACGAUCGAGUUAUGAUAUGUCAAGCUUUGAUGAAAUGUGCCGACAUCAGCAAUCCUACUCGACCUAUCGAUGUUUCUCAAUAUUGGUCAUCUGUUUUACUUGAAGAAUGGGCAAAACAGGCAUCAUUAGAAUCAGAUCUUGAUUUACCUGUCUCGGUGGUCGCAUCUGCAGACGCAGCAUUACAAGCCAGAGGACAAAUUGGAUUCAUCGAUUUAUUCACUUUACCUUUAUUCGAAGCUGUAUCAGAAGCAUUACCUGAAUUACAGGUUUACGCAGAUAGUUGUGCGGAUAACAGAGAUGUUUGGCAAAGAAGACUUGAUCAAUUGAAUUCUACGACUGAAGAAAACGGAAUUGCCGGUUCGAACGUUGGAGGUAGAUCAAAAGAAAUGAUUCAACCUAUAGUUGAAGGUGCAUCACAUGAUGAGAGGUUUAAAACACUUUUCCCAUUACUAUUACCUACUUCUUUGAUAUCUGGAAUGGAGAGUGAUUCAACGAAUGAAGAUCAAGAUCAAGAUCAAGGAAUUGAUUCACAACCUACUACACCACCAACGCCGAAUACACUAAACAUCGACACCAAUUCCAACUCCAACUCCAAUUCCAAUAUGCACACAAGUACAAACAGUAAUUCAACUGCGCAACAACAAUCGCCAGCUGCUAAGGCGAUUAGAUCAGUGUAUAAAGCGAAAUUAGGUGAUUCAGGUUCAAAAGGUAGAUCAACGUCGUCUUCUUGGGCUAGAAGUUUAGCAGAAUGGAAUGAAGGUAGAAGAAUGUCAACUCCUGAAGUUGUAGUUUCACAUGGAGAUUUUCAUUGA
Molecule: messenger RNA, 3639 nt
Organism: Kwoniella shivajii
Lineage: Eukaryota; Fungi; Basidiomycota; Tremellomycetes; Tremellales; Cryptococcaceae
Exons: 6
Coding region: 1-3639 (1212 amino acids)
Biological process (GO): signal transduction
Molecular function (GO): 3',5'-cyclic-nucleotide phosphodiesterase activity
Source: RefSeq, a predicted model, not a curated record